This is a messenger RNA of Diaporthe amygdali, 891 nucleotides long. RefSeq lists its product as uncharacterized. NCBI's taxonomy places the organism in Eukaryota, Fungi, Ascomycota, Sordariomycetes, Diaporthales, Diaporthaceae. The transcript is spliced from 3 exons. Gene Ontology annotation, molecular function: transmembrane transporter activity. The record is from RefSeq and is a predicted model, not a curated record. Gene Ontology annotation, biological process: transmembrane transport. Gene Ontology annotation, cellular component: membrane. The coding region runs from base 1 to 891 and encodes 296 amino acids.
AUGUCUACCCAGCAAACCAUUGUAGAAGACAAGCCCAUCGACCAGUUGAUUGAAACGCAGAGUUUUGCGACCUCCGACAACAGACUUCUGCUCGCUCAGAAUAUGUCCGAGGAGGAAUUCCUCGAGGCAGAGAAGAAAGUUAGGCGCAAACUGGACUUCCGCCUCCUGAUGACUGUGUGGUUCAUCUUCAUCCUGAAUUACCUGGACCGUAAUAAUAUCGCGGCCGCGAAGGUCGCCGGUGUGGCCAAGUCUCUCAACUUGUCCCCGUCCCAGUACUCCACAGCGGUUGCAAUUCUCUUCGUCGGUUAUGUUCUGAUGCAGAUCCCUUCCAACAUCUUCCUCGCUCAUAUCCGACCUUCUCUUUACCUCCCGGGCUGCAUGGCCGUCUGGGGCGUCUUGUCCCUCUGCACCGGACUUGUUCAGAACGCCGCCGGGUUGUAUACAACCCGUUUCUUCCUUGGCUUCGUUGAGGCAGCCUUCUACCCCGGCGCUCUGUUCCUCAUCUCGUCCUGGUACAAGCGUUCGGAGAUGGUGUACCGUAGCGCCCUGCUCUUCUCCGCUACCCAGAUUGGAAGUGCAUUCUCCGGCCUGAUCGGGGCGGGAAUACAAUCGAGCCUUGACGGCGCAAGGGGCCUCGAGUCCUGGCGCUGGCUAUUCAUCAUCGAGGGCUCAAUCACCGUGUUUGUAGCAUUGUGCUCGUUGGCCAUGCUACCUGAUUGGCCGUCGACGACACGCUGGCUCACGCCUACUGAGCGUGCUGUUGCUGAGUGGCGCUUGGUGCGCGACGCCGGCCAGAUCGACGAGGACGACGAGCGCUGGAGCUACGGCUUCAAGCUCACUUUCAAGGACUGGCGUGUCUAUGUCUUCUGUGCUAUGUUCCUCUGCAUCUAG